AUGCCUCUCGUUAAAUUGAAGAAGAAGAAGAAGAAGAUGCCGAGCAGGUUGUCUUGUAAUUUGUGCAAUAAAAAUAUAACGAAAUCGGGGUAUAAAAUACAAUGUAGUAUCUGCAAGUCAUGGUUUCACCAAAAAUGUGCCCAGUUAAGUGAAUUCGAGAUAAGGGUAUUACAAUCCCGAAAAAAGGAAUGGAUUUGUCUAAGUCACGAAAAAAGUGAGGUUAGCGUCAAUGAACAUCCCAUCAAUGUGAAUAUAGAUGAGGAAGUUACCAGCCUUGAAACUUUAAAACUACUGAUACUAGAACUAAAAACAGAAGUAGUUCAAAUGAACAAUGGGAUGAAAUUCAUCAACGAAAUGUUUGAAGAGGAAAAACAUAAAAAUAGAGUGUUCGCUGAAAUAGCAGAAGAGCUCAAAAAUGAGAACAGAAUUCUAAAAAGCGAACUGCACUAUGUAAAAAGUUAUAUAAAUGAUAUAGAAAGGGAAAAAAUUUCAAAGAAUAUUGUAGUAAAUGGAGUUUGCGAACAAAAGGAGGAUAACAUAGAAGAAGCGAAACUUAAAGUUACCAAAGUUCUGCAGUACAUUGAUGCUGGGGUAACAGAAGGUGACAUAGAAAAAAUUAAAAUAGUACCAACCAAUAAUAGACCCUUGGUCAUCGCUACAUUAUUUGAUAAACAAAAAAGGCUGAAUCUACUCAAAAAUAAAAACAAAAAAGGUGAAAUAACAGGGAAAAGUGUCAAAUCGGCAAUAAUAUAA
Messenger RNA from Brassicogethes aeneus, 753 nucleotides. The record is from the annotation of a GenBank genome assembly. NCBI's taxonomy places the organism in Eukaryota, Metazoa, Arthropoda, Insecta, Coleoptera, Nitidulidae.